UUACAAUAUACAAAAUAGCAAAUCCUAACCCUUGUUUUUCAACACCGUCGACAUGAAGACUUUCUUCUCUUUCAUCAUCAUCUCCUUUCUUCUUCUGUUUGUGAAUGUCAGCUAUGGAAGAAAAGAACCAGGGGACUACUGGAGAAGUGUGAUGAAAGAUGAACCAAUGCCCGAAGCAAUCAAAGGGCUAUUACAUGAAGAUCCGAAAGGUUCGGCCAUGGAUCCCGGUAAGAAAAUGAAGCAGUUCGUCAGAGAUUUCGACAGCAGGCAUAGCCUUAUAAUAUACCACAACAGCCCCGAGUCUAAGCAACAAGGCAAGACAUCUGAUAUAAAGAACUAGACAGCAAAAGUAUCUGUCUCAUAUGUAUGAUCCACCUGGUAGUCUGCUUGGUUGUUGUGAUUACAAUUUUAGACAAUCAGAAACACUAGCUGUUUCUG
Molecule: messenger RNA, 438 nt
Organism: Hibiscus syriacus
Lineage: Eukaryota; Viridiplantae; Streptophyta; Magnoliopsida; Malvales; Malvaceae
Product: organ-specific protein P4-like
Exons: 2
Coding region: 53-340 (95 amino acids)
Source: RefSeq, a predicted model, not a curated record